This is a messenger RNA of Hemibagrus wyckioides, 3589 nucleotides long. RefSeq names its product POU class 3 homeobox 2a (gene pou3f2a). Gene Ontology annotation, biological process: brain development; regulation of transcription by RNA polymerase II. NCBI's taxonomy places the organism in Eukaryota, Metazoa, Chordata, Actinopteri, Siluriformes, Bagridae. Bases 106 to 1206 code for a protein of 366 amino acids. Gene Ontology annotation, cellular component: nucleus. The transcript has 2 exons. Gene Ontology annotation, molecular function: RNA polymerase II cis-regulatory region sequence-specific DNA binding; DNA-binding transcription factor activity, RNA polymerase II-specific. The record is from RefSeq and is a predicted model, not a curated record.
CACAAAAAAGUAAGCGUGAAACGCGUCGACGCGAGCAAAGCCCCCCUCGUCUCUCCCUCUCUGUCUCUCUCACUCUCUCUCUCUUUCUGUGCCCUGCUGGAGGCUAUGGCGACCGCGGCGUCCAACCACUACCGCCUCCUGACGUCGAGCGCGUCCGAAGCGGGAAGCAUGCAGCAGACGCCAGCUUACAGGGACGCGCCGAGCCUGCUGCACAGCGACUACACGACGCUCCAGAGCGCCGCCAAUCCACUCGGCCACGCGCACCAGUGGCUCGCGGCGCUCUCGCAAGGCGACGGCUCUCCGUGGUCCGAGCAGGACAUCAAGCCCGCGCUGCACGGCGACGCCGACGAGCUCCAGCACUCACCGAGUCUGCAGCCACAGCAGCAGCAACAACAGCAGCAACAGUCGCGAGCGGCUCAUUUGGUACACGAGGGCGCGCAUCACCAGGACCAUCACUGGAGGGCGAGCACAACGGCGCACAUGGCCAGCAUGACGAGUUCAAACGGACCGAGCAUGAUCUACUCGCAGCCGGGAUACGGAGGCGAGCAGGGCAUGCACCACCAUGCAAAUGCCCUGAGCGAGGCGCACGAGGAGCAACCGAGCCCGCGCAUCAGCGAGCACGGCCACGCGCCGAGCCUCCGCCCGGGCCAACACGAGCACUCGGACGACGACGUGCCCACGUCCGAUGAUCUGGAGCACUUCGCUAAGCAGUUUAAGCAGCGGCGCAUCAAGCUCGGCUUCACGCAGGCCGACGUGGGCUUGGCGCUCGGCACGCUUUACGGCAACGUGUUUUCUCAGACCACGAUCUGUAGAUUCGAGGCACUGCAGCUUAGCUUCAAGAACAUGUGCAAGCUCAAGCCUUUGCUGAACAAGUGGCUCGAGGAGGCCGACUCAACUUCGGGCAGCCCCACGAGCCUGGACAAAAUCGCCGCGCAGGGCAGGAAGAGGAAAAAGCGCACCUCCAUAGAAGUGGGUGUCAAGGGCGCACUGGAAAGCCAUUUCCUAAAGUGUCCUAAACCAGGUGCGGCAGAGAUUAACGCGCUGGCGGACAGUCUGCAGCUGGACAAGGAGGUCGUGCGGGUUUGGUUCUGCAACAGGCGGCAAAAGGAGAAGAGGAUGACGCCUCAGUGCGCCCCGUUAGCCGACAACAAGGACGUGUACGGGGACACACCGCCGCACCACGGCGAUCGGACACCGGUUCCGUGAUUUGGGGGGGGCGACGGGGGGAUUUUCCGUGAAUUUUUUUUCACCACCUGCACAAGCUCGGACCGUGUCUUUGUCUCCGCUAAAACGGCCCGUUCACGGUGGACCGAGCCGCACGAGAGCCUACGUGACACCGCAUAGGUGUUGCAUGUUGUUGCCCGAACAAUGCGGACAAGGGCGGGCGACGGGACGCAUGUGUCGCAUAAGAUGCUCGCGCUUCACGGAAACCCAAACAAGCGCGGGGCCAUGACAAAAACCGCUUCAUUCAAGCUUAGAAGCCGAAGGAUCUGUGAAAGCACGUCACAUCGGGUUGGAGCAGAGAGCUGAGGAAAGGGCGUUAAAACACGCCAUCUUCCCGUCAGGGCCACAAAACGUGUCAACACGCGCCGAUGCGGUGUCUGCCGUUCACUUAUCAUUAUUAUUAUUAUUAUUAUUAUUAUUAUUAUUAUUAUUAUUAUUAUUAUUAUUAUUAUUAAGCUAUUCUCCAACCUGAGCUUAGAGAUGUAAUGUGUUCAUUCUACCUCUUUUGUGUAGUUAAGCCUGACGCUGGUGUUUAGGUCUUGAUCAUAACAAAAGGCUGCUAAGUGCUGUUUCCCAACACUGCACACCGCAAACCAGUCCAGAUUUAUGCAGGUCACGAUUUCGCACUGCUGGUGUGCCGAACAGAAAUCCUUCUCAAUGUGAGCUAUGAUUACAUACCAGCAUUAAGACCAGUCUGCACAAAUGAAGGCUCUGUGCAUUAAAUUAGAAUUUAGGAGCAACCAACACAACACCCGCGUGCAGCAUUAUCUCAAGUGUCAUUAUAAGGACAUUUUCCAUUAGGGAUUUUAUAAGCUUAUUUUAAACUGAGUUUAAAAUUAAGUGCUGUUCUAAAGGCACAUGCAAAAGGGAAUCUGGUUAAAAUGAGCUUUCAAAAUGGGCUAUAAAAUGUGUAGAGCAUCAUGGUAUUGUCUGACAACAGAUGCCUGAAGAUUGUGACAAUUAAAUAAAGACAAAUAGAAUACCUUGAAGGUAGGUCUAGGCCAUGGAGAGUGUCUUUGUAGGUUAAUUAAUAAAACUAAACCAAAAUGAUUUACUAAAAAGAAACAAAUAUAGCUAUUUUUCCAACUAAAAAUCACGGGACAACAACAACAACAACAACAACAACAACAAUAAUAAUAAUAAUAAUAAUAAUAAUAAUAAUAAGCAGCAGCAGCAAAUACUCUAUUACUGACCACGUCUUACUGUGAUGGAUUUAAAUGAUCUAUAAAGCUCCUUAUUGCAGCGUCACCCUAAUGUAUAUUUAUACUUGUUUGUGUUUUGUAUUUAUCUCUUGUUUAGGCAACCAAAUUGUUCCUUUGACCCUUACUGUCAAUACUGUGCGCCUUUCCUGCCUUCUUUUUAUUGUCAAGAGAAAAUAUCCGACACCAGCCCUGUGCUCAGUGGAAAACAGUCAGUGGAAACCAUUCUGAUCACCAAAACAAUUCUUUGUCACAUUGAAAAUAAGGUUGCUAUAAGCUACUUGGGUUGUAUUAUUAUUAUUAUUAUUAUUAUUAUUAUUAUUAUUAUUAUUAUUAUUAGUUUUAUUUUUGGAUGGUUUUCUCGAUAUUGUUUGUACUUGUCCGCUUAUCUUGGCGCAGCCAAAGCACAACUUCGAUGUAGCCCUAGAGCCUGUGGGACGAGCAAUGAGUCUGGAUUUUUUUGAAAAAUACUUGACUGACAACUUGCACAAUUUUUAAUAUCUUUUUUGUCAUUAAAGGAAAUACUUGCUUUUACACAAUAUGCUAGUGCGUUAAUUAACAGUACAGAUGCUUUGAUUCCAUUAUUAUUAUUAUUAUUUUUAUUAUUAUUAUUAUUAUUUUUAUUAUUAUUAUUAUUAUUUUUAUUAUUAUUAUUAUUAUUAUUAUUAUUAUUAUUAUUAUUAUUAUUAUUAUUAUUCCAGGUGUGCUCAUGAUCCGUGUCGGUGAGACAUGGUGUUUGAAAUGUAAAUGAUUACAGACACGCCGUUUCUGUUUCUGCAGACAUGGCAAAUAUUCUGACUGACAACAUGACAGGCUUAAUGUGACCUAAGAUAAACUACAAAUAAGGUGUUAAGCGCAUGGGCUCUUCCUCAAACACUCGGGGCUUUAAAUCAGGGUAGCCAUGCACUACAGGUGAAGGUUUUGUAGAGGAAACCUAAAUCCGGACCCGACAUGAACACUGUAAGUGUUAAAUUCAACACUAUAGCCUGUAUGUUUUGCUGUGUACUGUGAUUUUUUAUUUUAUUUUAUUUUAUUUUAUUGGAUACUGUGAUAUACCGAGAAUCGUGAUUGUACAAUUAAUCAUAUCAUACCCACUCUUAAUUUGUAGAUCGCAAAUAACACCAAACAACAAGAAGAAAGAAAAGCUGUGAUUAAAGCUGUGACAC